AUGCUCGAAGUGAGUCAAUGACAAAAUGCAAAUUGUAUACGGCAAAGAAAAGUUGGACGGGAAAAGCAGGGCAGGGAUCAUCCGUAAAUGAACAAAAAGGGGAAAGCUAAAAAUAAACUAAUUGUGUUAGAAAACAUUUUUCGUAACUUGUCGCCAUUCGAAUUUUAGUUUUUUCUUCCAGGCGAUCGAUGACCUGGAAGAGCGAGAAGAAGCGGUCGCAUCGGUCGAAAGAGUCGUCGAACUGCUCGAAGAUCACUUUGGAUUCCCCGAACGGACGCGUGCUCCGGCCGGACAGCCCAAACUCGGACCCUCUCCUCACUUCACCUUUGAGAUCCAUGUACACACUCAUUUCCUUUCUUUUCAUCAUUCACAACACUCUUUUUCCAGGGAGAUGAACCCGAUAACUGGCGGUACGUGAUCAACUCGAUCCGCCAAGAAAUGGAUCGGGAAGAGGCGGCGAUCCGAGAGGCGCGGAAGCAAGACCUGAUUGCCGGGAAGCCGAAGAGAUCUCGGUUCACCGCGUGGUUCCACAAACGGUUCGGAACCCGAUCCUCUCCGUUCGCAUUCGAUAACAGUAAGGAACCGCUUGGAGCUUUCCCUAACAAUUAUUUUCAGUCCCGUACUGGACGAGCGACGAAGUGUGCGCAUGGCUCUCUUCGAUCGGAAUGUCCGAAUACGGAUCGACAUUCCGGAAAAACGACAUUCAAGGAUCCGAAUUGAUGCAUUUGGAACGGUCGGACAUUCUCGAGAUUGGCAUCAACAAAAUCGGACAUGUCAAGCGACUACAGGUACCCCCCAAGCAUCACAAAUACCUCUCAACACCGUCUUUUUCAGUCGGCCAUCCUAGAACUGCGGGCCCACAACCAACGGGCUCGACGAGCACAAGCCCGCAAGAAACGGCGAGUCGCGAAGGAUUACAAACCGGAAGCGGCGGCCGGCGGAAGCGCGGACAAGCGGAAGGAGUCGAGUGCGGAACGGUAUCCGGACGGGCAGCCGUCGACUUCCUCUUCCGCGUCGGCGCCGUCCGGAAAGAGCGGAACGACGCGGCGAAUCCCUCCGAAGGACGGAGAAUCGGCGCCGGCGGUGAUGCAGAAGGAUCCGUCGAGCAGCUGA
This is a messenger RNA of Caenorhabditis sp. 36 PRJEB53466, 1113 nucleotides long. The record is from the annotation of a GenBank genome assembly. Lineage: Eukaryota; Metazoa; Nematoda; Chromadorea; Rhabditida; Rhabditidae.